Molecule: messenger RNA, 3449 nt
Organism: Amoebophrya sp. A120
Lineage: Eukaryota; Dinophyceae; Syndiniales; Amoebophryaceae
Source: the annotation of a GenBank genome assembly
AUGGCGGCGAAUGCGGACUUUUUGAAGGCCAUGAAGAACGGCACGCAGUUCUACUUCAAUCACGACCCUGCUUUGAGUUUCGCGGUUGCCGAUCUGGUGGAAUACACUCUCGCUGCGUCCGCCGUGCAGACGAGCUCGGACACCGAGGCAUUUGUGGAUGCGAACUACACCGCACAAGUUCCGUAUCAAAUGUAAAUAUGUCUGGGUCUGGAAGAAUGCAACUUGUGAUGCCGCAUUUGGAUUUCAAAAAAAUCUGUAUUGCAUGAGCAGCAAAGGGAGUAUAAUUUUUGCUACGGCAAGAGGGCGCUUGUCAUGCGGAAUAGGCAUCAAGAAGCCCUCAAAAAAUCUCUGAUGCUAGGGCAUGCAUCACAAACAUCUUGGCUCAUGUGAAACUUGCAUGACAAGUCUCAGAAUCUUCCAGACCCAGACAGUUUUGCAGUGCAUAUUCCGCAGGGGCAGCUGAUGUCCGACUUCGAGGCGCGGUGGCCAGACCCAAACUUAUCUUCCGACCUAUGCAAGAAAAAAACUGUGUAAGUGUAAAUUUGUGUUGCAGAAGAUGCGACAGAGUUACACCUGUCAUGCCAAACAGCCAUGAAGUCCUCUUUUCAUGUGUGUUUUCCCUUAAAAACCAUGCAUGACAGGCUUUCUCUGUCAUGUAGAGCAAAUUUGUGAUGCUGUUCCUCAAAGAAAGUUACACUUACACAGUUUUUUUCCUGGAUACGACCAGCUAGAUUUGUAUUGCCGGGCAGUGUCGAGGAAAAAGCUCGAGUCAAGUCACUUUUACACACAAGUCAUCUGCUGGAUUUGUUCAUACUCCGACUUAUUGUUGAGCAGAGGCGUUUUAGUCCGCUUGCUCCUGGAGAAGAUUUUUUUGAAAGUUUUCGAAAGUUCAGUUUUGCAGUUUUCAAUUUCUUUUAGCCGUUGGAGCAAAGCGGCCUCUGGACAAGUUGUCGGCGGGUCCUGUGCUUUCGCAUUCGCGUACGGUGUGGACGCGAAAUUAGAAGGCUGCUGGCACAAGACCUCGGUGACGGCAGCGAUCUUGCAGGCACGACAGGGAAGAGAGCAGCGGUUUCCAGAUUUCGCGAGGACCGAAGAUGGAUGCCAUAAUCGUUUCCGGUGAGCUCCUUGAUGCAGUGGCAGCUGCAGGGACGGUUUCUCUGAUGUUGUGACUAAGAGUGCCGCAAUCUCAAACGUGCAAGCACUACAGUGACGCUCGCAUCAACUCCAAUGGUACCAUGUCGUCCACAAUAGAAAAUUGAUAUAGUGUCUGUCGUGAUAAAAAAUCAUAAAUGUGGUCACGCAUUUUAACCUUGUAGUUGUAUGACGAGGAAAGAACGACGUAAAAAUUGAAACCUGUAGUCGGAAUUUGAAAAUGAGGUCUACCUGUAUUUUAACUUAAAUCGCUCGUAUAUUUGGAUCAAUCUCUUCUAAAUCCAUCGGAAGAACAACAAGCAGAAGAUUUUUAUCGUGUGAGAAAGACAGACUAGACUUGACUCAAAGCUUUUUUCUCCUGCACACCUCGCUGAAACAGUACAUCGACGACUCAGUCACGGUUGCGGCGAUCUCGGGCGUUUCUGUCGUCUCAGUUGUGUCCCAGCAAUCGCCUACCACGACAACCACCACGACGACCACCACUACGACAACGACCACCACGACGACCACCACCACCACGACAACCACCACCACCACGACUACCACGACAACAACACUCCCAUCGUUCAGUAGGAAGUUCACCAUCCAGCUGAACACCCCGUCGACGGAGACGGCCAGUAGCAUUGCGGCGAUGCAUAUUCAUUGCAAAUAUGUCUGGGUCUGGAGAAGUGCCAGGUUUGUCAUGCAUAUUUUCCAUGACCCAUGAUGUCUAUGAUGCAUGCCCUAGCGUCACAGAUUCUGCGAGGACUUUCUGAUGCUUAUACCGCAUGAGAGACGCCCUCUCCGCGUAGCAAACACUGGACCCUUUUUGCUGUUCAUGCAAUACAGAUCUCAUGUAGGAUCCAAAGGUAGCAUCACAAGUUGCUUCCUUCCCACCAAGACAUAUUUGCAGUGCAUAAUGCAGUCGGUGGUCGAUGCCAUGAAGAACGGCACGCAGUACUACUUCAAUAGCGAUCCGGCCUUGAGCUUCGCGUAUGAAAGCCUCAGGUUGGAAAUCCUCAAAGUGGAAAUGAUUUGUAAUGCAAAAAAACGACUCCAGCUGAAGCGCCAUUUGUAGUCGGCGCAUGACAAAUUUCCCGGGCACUUAAAGCAUGUCUGUCAUGCAGGUUAAGGCAAAGGGGUGUCCUUCUCUCGUGCUAAGCAGCACUCCAAUUCUUUACCCCUAGCAGGACAAUAGUCGGCCUCCAUUUUCGCGUCCUCUGCAAUACAGGCUUUUUUGCUUCGCAUUUCAUGCAUCACAAAUCAUUUUCACUCUGAGGAUUUCCAUUCUGAGGCUUUCAUAUCGCGAUGAGCGACCUGACGCAGUUCGAGGUGGCCGCGGCGUCGAACCAGUCCGCCAGCGUGACUUUAGCCGACAUUGACGUCACGUAUACCGCGCAAGUGCCCUCCGGGCAAGCUCUGUCCGACUACGAAACGAGGUGGCCGGAUCCGGAUUUAUCCACGGACCAGCAGGAUCUGUUGAAGCAGUACAUCAAUGAGAGCAGCACUAUGGCAUCGAACCCGGAUAUCACGGUGAGUAGCGCAGAUAUUGUGAGUCAGCCGAGUCCAACGACGACCACGACGACCUCAACUAGUACGACUACGACUACCAGUACCACGACAACAACGUCGACAACCACCACAACAACGAGUACUAGUACGACAACGACCGAAGCAAGUACGAGUACCACCCAGGCUGCCACGACAACUCAAGCUGCUACAAGUACUGAUGCUUCGAAUACUACGACGGAAGCGCCAACCACUCAAGCUGCUACUACUGCUGCUUCGAAUGCUACGACGGAGGCGCCGACGACUCAAGCUGCUACUACUGUUGCUUCGAAUGCUACAACGGAGGCGCCAACGACUCAAGCAGCGACGACGCAGGCACCCAAUACAACUACCGAAGCCCCGACCACCGCAGCUGCGACAACGCAGGCACCCAAUACAACUACCGAGGCCCCAACAACCGCAGCUGCGACAACGCAGGCACCCAAUACAACUACCGAGGCCCCGACCACGACUGCAGCAACGACGGUGGCCGCGACGACGGUGGCAGCUGCAACCACCGCCGCUGCAACCACAGCAGCCGCCACAACCGCUGCUGCAACGACUACCGCGCUGCCGACUUUACAGUUCGGAGGCUCGGUGGCCUGUUCGGGGGACCCGCAGACCUGUGCCUCGGACCCGGACCUGGUCAGUGCCAUGAAGCAGGGGACGGCCACGUAUUUGGCGAAUUCGCUCCCGGGCACCACGGCGGCCGACCUGCAGAACUUCCAGCUGACGGUGACCAACACGUCCAUGUUCUUGCUGGAGUUUGA